Molecule: messenger RNA, 540 nt
Organism: Fraxinus pennsylvanica
Lineage: Eukaryota; Viridiplantae; Streptophyta; Magnoliopsida; Lamiales; Oleaceae
Source: the annotation of a GenBank genome assembly
AUGUCGGCUUCAUUUUCCAGUUUGCAAGGACAAAGAAUGUCUAAAAAUUUAGCUUCCAACUUUGUUCUUUCGAAAGAGGCUGAGGAGCAGCUAAACACACAUGUCAUUCAGGCUGGGAAAGCUAUUUUUGAGCUCUCAUAUACCAACGAAGAGCUCUUGCAAGAAUUGGAUGCAGUCUUAAAUUCUUUUGAUCUUGCUUGGCUCAUUUGGAAAACUGAAGGCAAAUGUACAGAAUUCGAAUGCACAAUGUUGGAGCAGUUGGACGGGCAUAUGCUGGAGGUGCAAAAGAAAUUUGAGGACCUUGCAAAAGAAACAGAGGCUGGCAACAUGGACGAUGUUGAAAAGGAAGCAUCAGAGUUUUUGAAGAUGUCCAAGGCAAAAUUGCAAGAAACCAUUAUGCAAAUCGAGGGAGAAGUUCAAAUGUGUGCUCAGGAACUCUUUAGUUUGAUCGAUUCAGCUUCAACAUAUAAAGAGUACAUGGGAUCAAAAAUUUCAAAAAUUUCGUACUUUUUUUGUUGUAAAUCAGUCUCUUUGGCUUGA